Molecule: messenger RNA, 1509 nt
Organism: Erythranthe guttata (spotted monkey flower)
Lineage: Eukaryota; Viridiplantae; Streptophyta; Magnoliopsida; Lamiales; Phrymaceae
Source: RefSeq, a predicted model, not a curated record
AUGGCAUGGGUUCGUGAAGUAUGUAAAAGAAUUGGAAUGGUGUUAAUGAUUGCGGGUUCGUGUGACGGGGGUAGAGGACGUAGGACACCGUCUGUAAUUGUUCGUUGUGAGCGUGGGGGCCUUUAUGCUGGCAAGAAGGUACCCGGUGAUGAUGAUCAAAGACCGGGAAAAAGGAGCACCGGUUCAAAGAAAUGCAAUUGUCCGUUUAAAUUGAAGGGGACAAAAGAACACAAGGAUGAUGAAAAGGCUGAGUGGAAAUUGGAUGUUUAUAGUGGUAUUCACAACCAUAACUUGUUUGAAAACUUGCACGAACACUCUUAUGCUGGAAGAUUAUCAAAGGAGCAGACUUCACUUGUUCACACUUUGAAGAAAGCAAUGGUGAAACCAAGGGCAAUUCUAAGAUUAUUGAAGGAAAAUGACCCGUCUAAUGUAACUGGUAUGAAGACAGUUUACAAUACUAUCUCUAAGUUAAAUUUCAAUGAAUUAUCUGGGAGAUCUCAAUUGCAAUUAUUGUUCGCCAGGUUGAAAGAAGAUGAAUACCUCUCGUACCAUAGAUCGAACGAGUUGAAUCCGAUUACUGACUUGUUGUGGAUCCACCCGAAAUGCAUUAAGUUGGCACAGUCGUAUCCGUACAUAUUCGUCAUCGAUUGCACGUACAAGACCAAUCGUUACAGACUCCCAUUUCUUGAGAUUGUGGGUUUUACUUGUACUAACAUGACGUUCUCCAUUGCCUUUGAAUACUUGGAUCACGAAAAGACGGAAAAUUUCGAAUGGGUGUUGCGUUGUUUGAUGGAGGCCAUGAUAAGUUGUCCUUGGCCAAAUUGCAUUGUAACAGAUCGAGAUUUGGCUUUAAUGAAAGUAGUGGCCAAUGUGUAUCCAUCGAGUCAUCACUUGCUGUGUCGGUGGCAUGUGAACAAGAAUAUAUUGGCCAAUUAUAAGAAAAUGUUCACAAAGGACAUCACCAAAUGGAAGCAAUUUCAGUCGGCUUUUUCGGCUCUUAUUGAAAGAAAUACUAUAGAGGAGUUCAAUGAGGAUUGGGAGGCAAUGGAAAGAACAUUUGUCGGUUACCCGUCGGCUAUAACAUACGUAGCUAAUUCAUGGUUGGAUCCGUACAAGGAGAAACUUGCAUCGGUGUGGACAAUUAAGUGUACUCAUUUUGGAACGUACACUUCUAGUAGGGUGGAGGGGGCACACAGACGAAUGAAAAGGGAUGUGCAUAAUUCGACUGGCACCUUUGUGGAUUUGUAUACGAAAGUCAACAACCAAAUUGUCGAACAAUACAAUGACAUCAAAGCUUCUUUUGAAGUAAGUAAAAAUACUUACGAACACACUUUCAAAACGUUGAUAUACAAUGAGCUUCGUGGAAGUAUCUCAAAAUUCGCUCUGCAACUACUCAAAGUUGAGGUGGACAACGCGAAAUUAUUGCAACCGAGCGAUAUGGGUUGCAGUUCAUCCGAACAACUCACGGUCUACCAUGUUGCCAUGAACUUCAUGAGUAUGUUGUUGUGA